AUGUGGUUUAGCAAUAGGAGAGCCAAAGAGAGGGCCUGUGAGAAGAAAGCAAUGCCCAGGAGCAUACCAGGUGCGAAAGCACAGAUGAUCUUGCCCGCUGGAGAGGGAAGAAAUGGGGAAGAGAGUGAACGGUCGUCCCCUGGGCAGGAGGCUUCAGCAACAAAAUGGGGAGAAGUAGAAGAACUGGGAGAAAGGGACAGAACGGGGAGUGAUGGAGAAAAUCUUUCUGCUGUAGGAACUUCAGGCAUCAGGAAUGACUGGGACAAAGAGGGUGCCAGCAGCAGUAGGCAGAAGAAUGAGAGUCGGCCUCAGAAGCCAGUCCCUGAGUGUAGGUGGGGCAUGGAGGAUGUACAGCCAGUGCCAGUACUGAUUCCCCGUGUACAACGGAUACAACUUGUGCAAUCCCGGGUACAGUCGGUGCCCCUAAAGGUACCUGUUGUACGGCCUGUGCCCAUUCCUGCGCUCAGUGUACAGCCUAUACCAAUCAGUGUGCCCAAGGUCCAGCCUAUGCCCAUUACUGUGCCCCAAGUACAGGCUAUACCACCUGCUGUGCCCCCAGCACAGCCUGUGCCAACCACUGUGUCCCAGGACCCCACUGGGCCCAUUCCUGAGCCCCAUGUACAACCUGUGCCAGUUACUGCUCCCCCACCACAGCCUGUGCCACUUACUACUCCCCCACCACAGCCUGUGCCAGUUACUGCUCCCCCACCACAGGGUAUGUCAAUCAGAGUGCCCCAUGUACAGCCUGUGCCAGUUACUGCUCCCCCAUCACAGGCUAUGCCAAUCAGAGUGCCCCAUGUACAGCCUGUGCCAGUUACUACUCCCCCAUCACAGGCUAUGCCUAUCCGAGUGCCCCAUGUACAGCCUGUGCCAGUUUCUGCUCCCCCAUCACAGGCUAUGCCAAUUAGAGUGCCCCAGGUACAGCCUGUGUCAGUUACUGCUCCUCUAUCACAGGGUAUGUCAAUCAGAGUACCCCAUGUACAGCCUGUGCCAGUUACUGCUCCUCUAUCACAGGGUAUGCCAGUCAGAGUGCCCCAUGUACAGCCUGUGCCAGUUUCUGCUCCUCUAUCACAGGCUAUGCCUAUCCGAGUGCCCCAUGUACAGCCUGUGCCAGUUACUGCUCUCCCACCACAGCCUGUGCCACUUACUGCUCCCACACCAUGGGCUGUGCCUACCAGACUGCCCCAUGCACAGCCUGUGCCAGUUACUCCUGCCCCGCCACAGACUAUGCCAGUCAGAGUGCCCCAUGUACAGCCUUUGCCACGUACUGCUCCUCUAUCACAGGCUAUACCAAUUAGAGUGCCCCAUGUACAGCCUGUGCCAGUUACUACUCCCCCAUCACAGACUAUGGCACUUACUGCUCCGAGAUCACAGGCUAUGCCAAUCACAGUGCCCCAUGUACAGCCUGUGCCCAUUUCUCUGCCUCAUGUACGGCCCAUGCCCAUUCCUUGGCAUUAUGUACAGCCUAUGCCAGAUUCUGUGCCCCAUGUACAGCCUAUGGCACUCACUGUGCCUCAUGCACGUCAUAUGCCUGUGCCUGUGCCCCAUGUACACCCCAUGCCUGUUACAGUGCCCCAUGUACAGCCUAUGCCUUUUCCUGUGCCCCAGGCACUGUCUAUGCCUUUUCCUGUGCCCCAGGCACUGUCUAUGCCUUUUCCUGUGCCCCAGGCACUGUCUAUGCCUUUUCCUGUGCACCAGGCACUGUCUAUGCCUGUUCCUGUGCCUGUGCCCCAGGUACAGCCUGUGCCAGUCACUGUGCCUCACACACAGCGUAUACGUGGGCCUGUGCCCCGUGUACAGACAUUGCCUCCUUCUGUGACACAGUCAGAGUCUAUACCUGUUACUGUGUCCUCCAUACAGCCUAAGCCAACCACUGUGCCUCGCGCACACCGUAUAUGUGUGCCCCACGUACAGAUAUUGCCUCCUCCUGUGACACAGUCAGAGUCUAUGGCUGAUACUGUGUCCCCCCUACAGCCUAUGCCAGUCACUGUGCCUCAUGCACAGCGUAUACGUGGGCCUGUGCCCUGUGUACAGACAUUGCCUAAUUCUGUGCCACAGUCAGAGUCUAUGGCUGUUACUGUGCCCACUGCACAGACUAUGCCACCCACUGUGCCUCACAAAGAGCGUAUGCCUGGGCCAGGGCCCCAUGUACAGUCGUUGCUUCCUCCUGUGCCCCACGAACAUCCUAUGCCAUUCACUGUGCACCAAGCACAGCCUAUGCCAGUAUCUGUGUCCAAUGCACAGCAUAUACCAGCUAAGGAGUCUAGCACACCACAUGUGCCAGUGCCCCGUGAACAGACUUCACCAGUCGGGAUGAACUGUGUACGGCCCAUACCAAAUGCAGCACCUCGCAUAAGGCCGGUGGCAGUUUCGGCGACCACUGUACAGCCUGAGCCAGUGCUGGUGCCUCGCCGCCAUCUCCAUGACAGAUUUACAGACCCAGAGCUGCAGGAGCUGGAACGCGUUUUCCAGAGGAAUCACUAUCUCAGUGCUGAAGAAAGAAAAGAGCUGGCAAGGGUGAUGGGCGUGAGUGAGGCCAAAGUGCAGAGAUGGUUUAAGAAGAGGAGAGAACACUUCAGGAGAGAACAAAGUCAGUCAGGUGGUGCUCCUCCUGGGAAUACUCCACCUCUCUCUGAAGAUGGCGCAGGAGCCCUAGUGUACCACCCUUGACCUAGAGCCACUGGCAGACGCCUGCUUUCUUCCACCAACAUGUUAUUGCCUCUUUAUCCCCUAAGCACUUGUAUUUGAAAUAAAUAGAUUCUCUGUUUAUUUGCUUCCUGUGUCUUCUGGAUUAGUACGGCA
Molecule: messenger RNA, 2802 nt
Organism: Rattus norvegicus (Norway rat)
Lineage: Eukaryota; Metazoa; Chordata; Mammalia; Rodentia; Muridae
Gene: Rhoxf7
Product: Rhox homeobox family member 7
Exons: 4
Coding region: 1-2670 (889 amino acids)
Cellular component (GO): nucleus
Molecular function (GO): DNA binding
Source: RefSeq, marked validated